AUCAUCGGUAUUCACAACACCCAUCUGUGGUUAGGCAUUCUUCAUUUCCGCAAAGCAGAAGGGCAAUAAAAAUGGAAGCCUCGUCAUCCGGAUCUGUUAUAUUACCAUCUCCAACUGGGAAACCAGUUACUCAUCAGCCAGAAGGAAGAGAACAUUGUCAAGGUCAUCAGAUGGAAACACAUAUACCAAUAAGGCUUGAUUCUCAGAAGAGAGAUGUGGACUUCUCAGAAAUUCUUAAUGCUAUACAAGAAAUAGCCAAGGAUGUCAAUAUUUUCUUUGAUGAAUUAGAAGGUGUAACCAGCCCUUCCAAAGAUGAUGAUUCUUUGCUUCACCAUGGUAACUUAACGAGUACUUCAGAGGAUACUAGCAGAUUGGAGGCAGUGGGAGAGGGAAUUCCAGGAAAAAAUAAAUCCAGUGGGUUGUAUUUUAGGGAUGGAAAAUGUCGAAUUGACUACAUCUUGGUAUAUAGAAAAUCCAACCCACAAGCAGAGAAAAGAGAAGUGUUCGAAAGAAAUAUCAGAGCAGAAGGACUUCAAAUGGAGAAAGAGUCAUCUUUAUUGAACAGCGAUAUCAUCUUUGUGAAGUUGCAUGCCCCUUGGGAAGUCCUGGGCAAAUAUGCAGAACUUAUGAAUGUAAGAAUGCCUUUCAGGAGAAAAAUCUAUUACCUGCACCGCCGGUACAAGUUCCUGAACAGGAUUGAGAAACAAUUAAGCAGGUUUCGAGGAUGGUUACCUAGGAAGCCAAUGAGGCUGGACAAGGAAAGACUGCCAGACCUGGAGGAGAACGACUGCUACACUGCCCCAUUCAGUCAGCAAAGGAUUCAUCACUUCAUCAUCCACAACAAAGACACAUUCUUCAACAACGCUACUAGAAGUAGAAUCGUUCAUCAUAUUUUACAGAGAGUGAAAUAUGAAGAAGGAAAAAAUAAAAUUGGUCUGAAUCGAUUGCUUACUAAUGGCUCCUAUGAAGCUGCAUUUCCUCUUCAUGAGGGUAGUUACAGAAGUAAAAAAUCCAUAAGAACCCAUGGGGCUGAAAACCACAGGCAUCUACUUUAUGAGUGCUGGGCUUCGUGGGGAGCUUGGUAUAAAUACCAGCCUUUGGAUCUUGUACGGCGGUAUUUUGGUGAGAAAAUUGGCUUGUACUUUGCCUGGUUAGGCUGGUACACAGGAAUGCUCUUCCCAGCUGCCUUCAUUGGACUGUUUGUCUUUUUGUACGGAGUAGCCACAUUGAACCACUGCCAAGUCAGUAAAGAAGUCUGCCAAGCUACAGAGAUUAUAAUGUGUCCUAUAUGUGAUAAAUACUGCCCCUACAUGAGGUUGUCAGACAGCUGUGUUUAUGCCAAGGUAACACAUCUUUUUGACAAUGGAGCUACUGUCUUUUUUGCUGUUUUCAUGGCUGUGUGGGCAACUCUUUUCCUGGAAUUUUGGAAAAGAAGACGAGCAGUAAUCGGUUAUGACUGGGACUUGAUAGACUGGGAAGAAGAAGAGGAAGAAAUACGGCCCCAGUUUGAAGCCAAGUACUCCAAGAAGGAGAGAAUGAAUCCUAUAUCUGGAAAGCCGGAGCCUUAUCAAGCAUUUGCAGAUAAAUGCAGCAGAAUUAUUGUUUCUGCAUCUGGAAUAUUUUUUAUGAUCUGUGUGGUGAUUGCUGCUGUUUUUGGCAUUGUUAUUUACCGUGUCGUAACUGUCAGCACUUUUGCUACAUUUAAAUGGGCUUUAAUCAGGAAUAAUUCUCAGGUUGCAACUACUGGGACUGCAGUAUGCAUCAACUUUUGCAUUAUCAUGCUACUGAAUCUCUUGUAUGAAAAGGUUGCCCUUUUUCUGACAAAUUUAGAGCAGCCUCGUACUGAGUCUGAGUGGGAGAACAGCUUCACUUUGAAAAUGUUUCUUUUUCAAUUUGUCAAUCUGAACAGCUCUACCUUUUAUAUAGCAUUCUUCCUUGGAAGAUUUACAGGUCACCCUGGUGCCUACUUGAGGCUGAUAAACAGGUGGAGACUGGAAGAGUGCCACCCUAGUGGAUGCCUUAUUGAUCUCUGUAUGCAAAUGGGUAUUAUAAUGGUGCUAAAGCAGACUUUGAACAACUUCAUGGAACUAGGCUACCCGUUAAUUCAGAACUGGUGGACCAGACGAAAAUUGCGGCAUGAGCAUGGUUCGCAGCGAAAAUCAACCUUCCCACAAUGGGAGAAGGACUAUAAUCUUCAGCCUAUGAAUGCCUAUGGACUCUUUGAUGAAUACCUAGAAAUGAUUCUUCAGUUUGGCUUCAUAACCAUCUUUGUGGCAGCUUUUCCACUUGCUCCACUUCUGGCCUUACUUAACAAUGUUAUUGAAAUCCGGCUUGAUGCGUACAAAUUUGUCACCCAGUGGAGACGGCCGUUAGCUUCAAGAGCCAAAGAUAUAGGAAUCUGGUAUGGAAUUUUGGAAGGCAUCGGAAUUCUUUCUGUGAUCACAAAUGCAUUUGUUAUCGCUGUAACUUCAGAUUUCAUCCCCCGGCUCGUUUAUGCUUACAAAUAUGGACCAUGCGCAGGUCAAGGGGAAGCUGGAGAAAAGUGUAUGGUUGGCUACGUUAAUGCAAGUUUAUCAGUGUUUCUAGUGUCUAACUUUGAACAGCGUUCAAAUGGAAGUGAGUUCUCUGGCUCACCAUUAAAAUAUUGCAGGUACAGAGAUUAUCGUGACCCUCCUCAUUCUCCAGUGCCCUAUGGCUACACUCUACAGUUCUGGCAUGUCUUAGCUGCACGGUUGGCUUUUAUUAUUGUUUUUGAGCACCUCGUGUUUUGCAUAAAGCACUUGAUUUCCUAUUUAAUCCCAGACCUUCCCAAAGAUCUGAGGGAUCGUAUGAGAAGAGAAAAAUAUCUGAUCCAGGAAAUGAUGUAUGAAGCAGAACUGGAACGUCUCCAGAAAGAGCGGAAGGAGAGAAAGAAAAAUGGAAAAUCUUAUCACAAUGAGUGGCCAUAACUAAAUUGGGUAGCAGACCUAUUUUCUGUUUGCUUAUUCCAAUUCCACAAGACACUACCUUCAAGAGAAUGAAAAAAGAUGCAACCUCAAUGCAUGCCACAAUUUGACAUAGCAAACAGGGCAAAAUAUUUCAAGGAGUUUACUACUGUGAAAUCAUUUUGCAAUCUGCGUAUGAUUGCUAUUCAUAGACCAUCCUAGACAAAACAAGCAUGCAACUCCAGUUUUUAAGAAACUUGUAUACCGUGGACUAUUUUUCAGCCUGUUUGCUACUUAUUUGCAUUAUGUUCCAUGUCACUUUUUCAACUGUUCAAAUAGUAAAUAUACAUAAAAAUUCUGGAUACUUUAGUGAUGCCUGUUAUAAUAGCAUCUCCCACCAAGGUACAAUGUACAUCAGACACACUGUUUACAUAUCUGGAUAUUUUUUUCUUUUUGGGGGAGAUGUUAUAUAUCAUACCUAUGUAUAAUAUAUAUAAAGUAUAUAGAUUGUUUAUUUGUAAAUAGCAAAAAAUUAAAACUAUGGUGAAGAAUGUCAAAUUUUCACACUUUAAAAAUAUCAUCAACAUAAAGCCAUGUUUAGCGCUUCAAUAAUGUGAUACAAUAAACUUUAAAAUAAA
This is a messenger RNA of Elgaria multicarinata webbii, 3562 nucleotides long. RefSeq names its product anoctamin 4 (gene ANO4). Gene Ontology annotation, cellular component: plasma membrane. Bases 72 to 2948 code for a protein of 958 amino acids. Gene Ontology annotation, molecular function: protein dimerization activity; intracellularly calcium-gated chloride channel activity. NCBI's taxonomy places the organism in Eukaryota, Metazoa, Chordata, Lepidosauria, Squamata, Anguidae. The record is from RefSeq and is a predicted model, not a curated record. Gene Ontology annotation, biological process: chloride transmembrane transport. The transcript is spliced from 27 exons.